CCUAAUGUCUCCAUCGUCAUCACCAUUUGACGCAUUUUUGGCUUCACACACACGCGCGCGCGCGCACAGGCGCACACAAACACGUGUGUGUUUUUGGCUUCGCGUGCGCGUUGUAGCCCCUCCCGCCUCCGGUGCCGCUAAAACUAUAUAAAUCACCUGUGUCGAGUUUGGAAGCAAAGUGCAUCGACCUGCAGAGGACAAACUGAGUUGGAGAAUAGACUUGACGGCGCAGACAGACACCACCUGUAUCCCCCGGCUUCUACCUGUUGCCUCCAAAGUCGUUUCAUGAUGGCUGUGAUACUGAAGCCAUGGACGGUGCUGGUGGCUGUUGUGCUGUGUGUGCUGGUGUGUCUGGGAACACUGGCCGAUGCCUACCCCCCCAAACCUGAGAACCCCGGUGAAGAUGCUCCACCGGAAGAACUGGCCAAGUACUACACUGCCCUGAGACACUACAUCAAUCUGAUCACCAGGCAAAGGUAUGGAAAGCGUUCAGCUCAGGAGGAUGUGGUUGCAGAGCUGCUGUUUGGUGGUGACAGCAACAGAGACCAGAGAUCAAGAUAUGACGACUCCUAUGUGUGGUGACUCCUCCAUGCCAGCCCCCACCCAUCAUCAGGCAUUCCCUCCAGCUGCUUCCCACAAUGCACCUGGAGGGGCCAACAUGUGCCUCUCACCUCCAACCCCUGAACCCAACGCCAAACAGUGACCAUCAGUGACCAGACCACAAGCUCUCUCUGUCACUCUUGUUGCUUUCUCAU
This is a messenger RNA of Acanthopagrus latus (yellowfin seabream), 755 nucleotides long. It is a transcript of the gene pyya, whose product is annotated as peptide YYa. The transcript has 4 exons. Gene Ontology annotation, molecular function: neuropeptide hormone activity; neuropeptide Y receptor binding. Bases 286 to 582 code for a protein of 98 amino acids. The record is from RefSeq and is a predicted model, not a curated record. Gene Ontology annotation, biological process: neuropeptide signaling pathway; feeding behavior. NCBI's taxonomy places the organism in Eukaryota, Metazoa, Chordata, Actinopteri, Spariformes, Sparidae. Gene Ontology annotation, cellular component: extracellular region.